GCGCGCCGGUCAAAGCCUUCCGGCGGGGAGAGGCGUCGCUGUGCGCGCGGGCCGGGCCGGUGCGGAGAGAGCGGCGGGAUGGCGCUGCCGGGUGGAAAUAAGGAUAAUAUUAGAGCUGGAUGCAAGAAAUGUGGCUACCCUGGUCAUCUGACAUUUGAAUGUCGAAACUUCCUCCGAGUAGAUCCACAAAGAGAUAUUGUUUUAGAUGUUAGCAGCACUAGCAGUGAAGACAGCGAGGAGGAGGAACUACAGAGAUUACAAGCCAUGCGUGAAAAAAAGAAUUUAAAUGAAGAGGAAGAAAAAAAGAAACAAAAAAGAAAAAGCAAAGAUAAAACAAAAUUAAAAAGACCGAGGAAAAGAUCUUCCUCAUCAAGUUCAGCAGAAGAGGAUGAGCCAAAGUCAAAAAAACAAAAAUCACACAAAAAAGAAAAGGAAAAGGGAAAAAAGCAUAAAUCGAAGAAAGGAAAGCAUCAUAAAAAGGAGAAGAAGAAGAGACGAAAGGAAAAAAGUUCAUCUUCUAACAGUUCAGACAGUUCGAGUAGUGACUGACAUGCUGGCCUAUUUUUGUAUUUGCCUCUGCAGAGAAGAUGAUUUUCCUUUCACAGCAAGUUUAUUUAUGCUUUGCAAUGCUGUUUUAAAAGGGGAUAUAUAUAUAUAUAUUGAGAAAUCUAUUUGCAUACAUCACUGCUUCAAAUUAGUAGGUGGACCAUCUAUAAAAAAUCUGCUUUUCUAUUUCAGUUUUAUUAGUACUAAACAGUGCAACUAGUUCUUCACUCUUAGUUUUAGUUCAGUUGUGAUUGUGUUUGUAAUCCUUUACAGUAGGAUGUGGUAAAUUUCAGUUUGCAAGCCUUUGUGUAGAAAGAUAUGGACUUAAAUAUGCUUAAUGUCAGAGUGUUACAUCAAAUUUGGAAAUUCAGGUGAAAUUUUCUAUUACCCUUUAAAUAAAUGUAUGUUUUAUGCAACAUUUUCUGCUUACAUACAUUAAUCAGUAAGUGCAAAUAUGAAUCAGUGUUCAGGCCCUGAGACGGGAAGAAUGAGCAAUGAGAAGCUAAAAAAGAUUGAUCCUUCAAAAUUAUCUCCUAAAAUUGAUCUAAUCAUAGACUGUGGAACAUAAUUACACAUUCUUUUGUCAGGAUCACUAUAAGCAAGCUGAAAAUAAACAAGCAAACCAAAGCUAUCAGUUUUUAAAGUCCUUUUUCCUUGGGUUUUUUUCUUUUAUGGUUAUGCACAUUUCAUCUUUGACAUAGGUGUAAAAGUUUGGAUAUCAAACCAAGACUUCUAGUGUUAAACUUUAGCUAUUUCUUCCUUCCUGUCAAUUGUUAUUGGUUUCAGUUUGCAUGAAUCACACUUUGGAAGUGGCAUAACUGCUGCUGUCACGUGCUUGUGUCCCUGCUACUCUACAGGCUCCAAAGCUCUUGCAGUGCAAAGGUGAUGCCAGUACAAACGAGUGCCAUUCCUUGUCAGCUUAUCUCAGCUACAGAGUGAAAUGCCUAUUUCCAGAAAGAAAGGCAAGAAUAAAGCAUGUGAGUAGUAUGUGGGGUGGGAAAAUUAAAUGGAAAUCAGUCUCUGUCAGUAGGUGCCAGGAAACAAAAGCAGGCACUUGCGUGUUUCCUUCAGUCAUCUUUCCCAGGUAGUGGAAGAAAAAUGUGCACAUUGGCAGUCGAGCUGCUGAGCUGGGAAAUAAACAGUGCUGGAAUCACUAAAUUGAAACUGAAUGAAGCUCUUGCUUCAUAAAUAGCCAGAGGAAAUACACAUUCAGAGCACAGAAAUUACAGCUUCAGCAAUCUCUGCAACUUGUGAGACACCAAGGAAAACCCUUCAGCUUCUUUCACAGUUUAGAGCAUAUACAUUUUUUCAAUGUACCUAGAGUAAUAGCUACUUUCAACAGAAGUAAUUUUGUCUAACAUGUAUUACCCUAAUUUGAAUACAUACCAGAUUAGGAGGGUUUAACAGCAAUUCAGUAUUUUUUCUUUAGAUGUUGCCAAAAUUAUACACCAAUGCUUAGUGGUUUUUACGGUCUUUAGAGGCUUUCUAGAUUGCAAUAUACUUGCCAUCUUCAUAAUCUUAAACUUCUGAAGUCUUUUACCUGCUACUAGCCUCAUUUUGCAGUGUGAGGAAAUUGGCAUGUACAUCACUGAUGGCAAUUUAAUAUGUUUCCUGUGUUGAUGCCAUUUGGAGUUUUGCUUUUUUUUUUUCUCCUUUUGUAUGUUCUCUGUGUUCUUCACAUGUAUUUGUAACUCUGUCACCUACUAUAUUAGUAGCUAGUUUUCCCAGUGCUUUUCCAUAACCUUUCCCUAAGCAGAAAGACAAAAAAAAUUCCAGAGUUCCAAGCCCUGGGGGGGUAAAAGGCGCUGUAGUGUCUUGGUUCUUCCUUGGAACCAAUGCCAAGAACAACUCUCCGAGAUACAUUUCCAUGGACAAAGUACAACUAGUGCUGAAGAGCAGGGCUUCAAAGAAGACGCUUGACCUGGAGGGGAAUUGUAUCAUCACAUGUCCUGCUAAUUGGUGCUUUUUAUCAAUUAUGCUAAUGUCCCAAACCCAUAAAAAUGUACUGACCCCUGGGCUGUUGGGCUUUUGUGGAUAUAUGUCCAUAACUGCUCCUGAAGGCCCUUCAAAUAAAGAUCCCUUUUUAUAUUACCUCCUCACUAAAAUUAUCUCAAGUUUCAUUUCCAGGUUGGCCAAAAAGGCAAGUGCUACCACUACACGCUCUGCUACCAUUGGAAUUUGUGUGAAUAUUUAAAGAUUUUGUCAUUUGGUAGUGUCAACUUGUGUUGUUUACAGGACUCUUUCCUGAAUAUUUCCUGCAGUUUAGUCAGAUACUUCCUCUGUUGUCUCCUAAACUCUCUUCAAUAGUAUGUGGUCAUUCUUGUGCACUCUGAAAGGGAGCAUAAAUGAUGGACAAACAAAACUCUUUGCUAUAGGUACCUAAGAGGUAGAACAAAAAGAAAUAAACUCUUUGUGGUGCAGUAUUAUGCAGCUCUACUGCGUAAACUGGAAGGUUUUGGUUUCUUUUUCCUUUCAAAAAUAAGCCGUCAUGAAUAAUCAUAGCUCUGAAUUUCAACAAGGUAAAUAUGGAUGGAAAAAAUUGCAGUUGUGAACUUGGAAUGGACUGAGUAACAUUUACAGGCUUGUUCUUUAAGGACAUGAAAGCUGCUGAGAUAAUGCAUAUUGAACUCUGUAUUCACUGAGUGCUUUUUUAGUUGACAGCAGGAAAGAAGGUCAUAGCUGCUGUCUCUCUGAAAAGUAUCAUGAGUAAUGAAUCUGACAUGGUGCUUGUUAUCUGUUUCAUGUAACAAUCAAUUCUGGGAACUCCGGGGAUGUAUUUUUAGAAGAUCAUCUUUUGCAACUCCUCACAUCAUCUCUCCCCAGUCAAAAAAGGACACAACCUCUGUGUAUGCAAAACAGAAUGUCAAACAUCCCAAACCUUUUCACUGAACUGAUGAUUCAGUUGUGCUCUGAAGUCUCCACAGCAGAGCCAGCGGUGGACCAAUGUUAAAAGGUAUUUCUGACAUUGCCGUGUCUUGGGCAGCGAACCUAUCCUUACCUUGUGAAAAUCAGCACACAUCACAGACCUUCUUGGGCAAACACACACUUACUACAAUGCCUCUGCUUCAAGGCAGUAGUACCUGAGAAAGGCAUUAAUAGAUAUUAUAUGAUGUAAAUCACAAAAAAUAGUAAGGUUGAAUAGAGAAAAAUAAAAUAUGUCAAAAACGUUUCUGUAGUAAAAAUGCCAGAACAUUUACACUGUUCAGAAGAAAUUCUACUAUUAACAAUCCAUGAAGAUGAAUUUAGGUGAUAAGAACAUGAGGUGCUGGUAGCAGAAAACCAAAGAGGUACAAGAAUAAAGAAACCAAAGAGAUAAGGGGAGUAAAAAAAAAGGAAAAACUAUUUGAGAAAGAAGACCAGAAGAAGAGGUUUAUCUAGAAAAGCAUCGCUAUAGUUUAAAUAAUAGCAAUAAAAGAGAAAAGUCUGAAAAAGACUAUUUAGUAGAAUCCAUUUAAACUUCAGCAAAAUGUACUCAGUUAUUUACAGUUUUCUGUGUAAGCUAAAUAUUUGUCCCACUGAGAAAGUGUACUGAGGAGUGAUUAAUCCUUAUUUAUCUGUACUGUAUAUUUUCGUGAGUCUUUAACCUAGUAUAAUAGUCUAUAAAAUACCCUGGCAGAAUUUUGACCAUCAGAGAAUUUUAACAAAGAAUAAAGUUGACCUAU
Hirundo rustica (Barn swallow) is the source of this 4208-nucleotide messenger RNA. It is a transcript of the gene SREK1IP1, whose product is annotated as SREK1 interacting protein 1. Gene Ontology annotation, molecular function: nucleic acid binding; zinc ion binding. The transcript has 5 exons. The record is from RefSeq and is a predicted model, not a curated record. The coding region runs from base 79 to 549 and encodes 156 amino acids. NCBI's taxonomy places the organism in Eukaryota, Metazoa, Chordata, Aves, Passeriformes, Hirundinidae.